AUGGAUGCGAAAGAAGUCGAACUGCGCGGCAAGGCUAUCACAAAGUCCUAUGCUGCUGGCGACCCGUCCUCUACUCUCCUGGAUCUCCUGAAAGGCCUUCGCGAAGGUGUACGCGCCACCGAGGACCUGCUCCGCUCGACGCGCAUAGGAGUGACCGUGAACAAGCUGCGCCAACACAAGGACCCCACAGUGGCGAAACAAGCGAACGAACUGGUAGGCAAGUGGAAAACUGAUGUCAGGAAGGCCGCCUCAGGUUCGGCCACGCCGAAGGCCGCCAACGGGAUUGCGUCCCCCGCCCCUGCUGUACAGUCUUCGACCCCUCCAAAGAUCAAGAAGCACAAUGUCGCUCCUGAGAACAGAAGCCAUAAGACCGACAAGGUGGACUGGAAGGUCACAGGGAAUGACACUCGAGACAACUGCGUGAGGCUCAUGUACGAUGGCCUUGCACAUAUGUCAGAAGACCUUCCGGAAGACGUACUGCGCAUGGCCCGAGAUGUGGAAGUGGCUGCAUACAACGUAUAUCAAUCUGAAACAAGCGAACAGUACAAGACCAAGCUUCGCUCUUUGUACCAGAAUCUCAAGAACAAGUCCAACCCGCAGCUACGGAAGCGCAUUCUCUCUGGCGAGAUUACGGCGAAACGCUUUGUUGUCAUGACACACGAGGAGCUCAAGUCAGCUGAGCGCCGAGCGGAAGACGCACGCCUUGAGAAGGAGAAUAUGAGGGAGGCAAUGGUUGCACAGGUGGAAAAGAGCAUCAGCGCCACAUUCACGUGCGGGAAGUGCAAGCAGAAGAAAGUCGCCUACAGUCAGGCGCAGACGAGAAGUGCCGAUGAACCGAUGACAACGUUCUGCGAAUGCACCAACUGCGGAAAUAGAUGGAAGUUUUCUUGA
Messenger RNA from Mytilinidion resinicola, 891 nucleotides. Its product is annotated as transcription elongation factor S-II. The coding region runs from base 1 to 891 and encodes 296 amino acids. Gene Ontology annotation, molecular function: RNA polymerase II transcription regulatory region sequence-specific DNA binding; zinc ion binding. Gene Ontology annotation, biological process: transcription elongation by RNA polymerase I; regulation of mRNA 3'-end processing; DNA-templated transcription. The record is from RefSeq and is a predicted model, not a curated record. Gene Ontology annotation, cellular component: nucleus. The transcript has 2 exons. NCBI's taxonomy places the organism in Eukaryota, Fungi, Ascomycota, Dothideomycetes, Mytilinidiales, Mytilinidiaceae.